AUGGCUCAAGGAAACAGCACUGAAGAUGAAUUCCAUCUUCUGGGAUUUGGUGUCCAACAGGAAUUUCGGCAUGUCCUUUUCAUUGUACUUCUUCUAAUCUAUGUGACCUACCUGGUAGGAAAUGUUGGAAUUAUCUUACUCAUCAAGACUGACUCCAGACUUCAAACACCCAUGUACUUUUUUCUACAAAAUUUGGCUUUUGUUGAUAUCUGUUACACUUCUGCUAUCACUCCCAAGAUGCUCCAAAGCUUCACAGAAGAAAAUAAUUUGAUAUCAUUUUGGGGCUAUGUGAUACAAUUCUUAGUUUAUGCAACAUUUGCAACCAGUGAUUGUUAUCUCCUGGCGAUUAUGGCAAUGGAUCGUUAUGUUGCCAUCUGUAAGCCCCUUCAGUAUCCCAUGAUCAUGUCCCAAACAGUCUACAUCCAAUUGGUAGCUGGUUCAUAUAUUAUGGGCUCAAUAAAUGCCUCUGUACAUACAAGUUUUACAUUUUCACUGUCCUUCUGCAAGUCCAAGAACAUCAAUCACUUUUUCUGUGAUGGUCCCCCAAUUCUUGCCCUUUCAUGGUCCAACAUUGACAUCAACAUCAUUCUAGACGUUGUCUUUGUGGGAUUUAACUUGAUGUUCAAUGGAUUGGCCAUCAUGUUUUCCCACAUCUACAUUAUGGUCACCAUCUUGAAAAUGUCUUCUACUGCGGGGAGGAAAAAAUCCUUCUCCACAUGUGCCUCACACCUGACUACAGUCACCAUUUUCUAUGGGACACUCUCUUACAUGUACUUACAGCCUCAGUCUAAUAAUUCUCAGGAGAAUAUGAAAGUAGCCUCUAUAUUUUCUGGCACUGUUAUUCCCAUGUUGAAUCCUUUAAUCUAUAGCUUGAGAAAUGAGGAAGUAAAAGAAGCUUUAAAAGUGAUAGGAAAAAAGUUUUGUUAA
Molecule: messenger RNA, 927 nt
Organism: Rhinopithecus roxellana (golden snub-nosed monkey)
Lineage: Eukaryota; Metazoa; Chordata; Mammalia; Primates; Cercopithecidae
Product: putative olfactory receptor 5AK3
Biological process (GO): G protein-coupled receptor signaling pathway; sensory perception of smell
Cellular component (GO): membrane
Molecular function (GO): odorant binding; olfactory receptor activity; G protein-coupled receptor activity
Source: RefSeq, a predicted model, not a curated record